AUCAAUCAUUUUUCUGCCAGGGUCGUUCCGAUGUGAUUCAUUGUACAAACGCUCAUGUAAAGCGUACUCGCGACGACAACAAUAAUUGGAAAUAAAUUACAACUUAUUUUUCAACAUUAAUACGUUAAAGCUUUGAUUCAACAUCUAUUCUUAAUAAUGUGUUGAAGUAUCAACUACGAAUAUAUGCAUUAAAGCUGAUGGAUAAAAAUAUAUUUUUAAAAGGUAAUCAUGCUAAAGACUGUGACUAUAAACAACACUUUGUUAUCAGUAUUAAGGAUAAACAAUAUUUAUCCUGUUAGAUAUGCACAUCAUAUGUGUAAAAUUUUGGUUGUUGGUGGUGGAACGGGAGGUUGUACAAUGGCUGCCAAAUUAUCAAGAAAGUUUGACAAAGCACCAAAUCAUGUUAUCGUUGUUGAACCAAGUGAGGUUCAUUAUUAUCAGCCAUUGUACACCUUAAUAGGAGGAGGGAUCAAGAAUUUUGAUGCAUCAAAGAGAUCAAUGAAAGAUGUCUUACCAGUAAAAGCUCAAUGGUUUAAAGAGGAAGUUAUAUCAUUUGAACCAAAUGAGAAUAAAGUAACAAUUAGCAAUGGAGAUAUUGUGCAAUAUGAACACAUGAUUGUAGCAAUGGGCUUACAACUUUAUUGGGAUAAGUUACCUGGCUUGCUAGAAGGUCUAAAAAAUUCAGAAUCUCAAGUUUGUUCAAUCUAUGGGCCUGAUACUGUUUCCAAAGUAUUUGACAAAAUAAAAAAUACAAAUGAAGGAAAUGCUAUAUUUACAUUUCCAAAUACACCUGUCAAAUGUCCAGGAGCUCCUCAGAAAAUUGCUUAUCUUUCUGAAGACUACUGGAGACGAAAAAACAAAAGAAAUAAAGUAAAUGUUGUUUAUAACACAAGUUUACCAGUUAUUUUUGGUGUUAAGAAGUAUGCAGAUGCUUUAUGGGAAGUUUGCAAUAGAAGAAACAUCAAAGUUAAUCUUCAGACAAAUUUAAUUGAAAUUAGACCUGACAAAAAAGAAGCUGUAUUCCAAAAUUUAGCUAAGCCAGAAAAUAAGUAUACAGUACAAUAUUCUAUGAUACAUGUAACACCACCCAUGGGGGCACCAGAGAUUUUGAAAAAACAUACAAUGUUGACAAAUGAAGCUGGUUUUCUUGAUGUCAACCCACAAACGUUACAGCAUACUAAGUUUAAAAAUAUAUAUGGAUUAGGUGAUUGUACAAAUUCACCUAACUCUAAGACAAUGGCUGCUAUAGCAUCACAAAGUAAAGUUUUGUAUAAAAAUAUUUUGUCUAACAUAGCAGGAAAAAAAAUGAAACAUGCAUACAAUGGAUAUGCAUCAUGUCCUUUAGUAACGGCACCGGGAAAAUGUAUACUUGCUGAAUUUGACUAUAAAUUGCAACCACAAGAAUCUUUCCCAGUGAAUCAAAGCAAAGAAUUGUAUUCCAUGUAUCUUCUGAAAAAAUAUUUUUUUCCAUUUCUCUACUGGCAUCUAAUGCUAAAAGGAUAUUGGAAUGGACCUGAAAUGUUCAGAAAAAUAUUUAGUCUAAUAAAAAAGAAAGAUGCAAUAUCUGGAGCUAUGAAACAGUAAUUGUGAUACUAAUUUAUGAUCAGUAAAAACCAGAAGCAUGAAAAUGAUCCACAUUAGAUAUUAAUCAAGUUACUGUUUAAGACUAAUCACCAUGAUAUCAUGUAAUUUAUAAUUUGCGUCCUGUGGUAGCUUUUACCAGUGAUUAUCUCCAAUUUGUAUGAAUAUUUUAUAUGAAUAUAUAUUUUAUAUCUUAAUGCAAAUCUAUUAAAGCUUUUAAUGUAAACAGUUUACAAAUACAUUUAAAAAAGU
This is a messenger RNA of Phymastichus coffea, 1833 nucleotides long. RefSeq names its product sulfide:quinone oxidoreductase, mitochondrial (gene Sqor). Gene Ontology annotation, molecular function: sulfide:quinone oxidoreductase activity; FAD binding. Gene Ontology annotation, cellular component: mitochondrion. The record is from RefSeq and is a predicted model, not a curated record. The coding region runs from base 229 to 1584 and encodes 451 amino acids. NCBI's taxonomy places the organism in Eukaryota, Metazoa, Arthropoda, Insecta, Hymenoptera, Eulophidae. The transcript is spliced from 9 exons.